GGGCGCGUAGUCAGUGCGUGCCCGGCUGUUUGUGAGGAGUGACUCGCCCCGGCCCCUCGGCGGAGCCUCCACCCCGCGGGCGGGGACCCGCCCGGCCGCGCUCCCCGCCGUGACCCUCCCACCGCCACUCACCCCGCCGGCCCGGGGAGCCUGGCAGGGCGAGCGGCGCCGGCGUCAUGUGACAGCGCGGCCCGGUGCCAGGAGCCCGGGGGGAAGGCGAGCGGGCGGAGGGCGGGAGCGGGCAGCUCCUGCUCGCACACAGACCCGGAGACACCGCCGAAGCGCCUCAGCCGCGGGGACGCGGGACACGCCGGCCUCGCGCCUCGGUCCCACCGGAGCGCCCCCAGCCCCCGCCACCUAGCGCGACCCCCGGCRCUGCGGGAGCCGACGGAGACGCGGCGCGUCCCGCACCGCCCGCCCGCCGAGCAAAUCCAGAUUAAAAGAAGUAUUUGGCCACACAGUUUUGCAGGAGAGGACAUCAGAGGCAUCAGAACAGGUGAAUAAAAAAGAUGCUAAUGUUUGACCCAGUCCCUAUCAAGCAAGAAGCCAUGGAGCCUGUUUCAGUGUCAUAUCCAUCCAGUUACAUGGACCAAAUGAAGCCAAACAAAUACGGCGUCAUUUAUUCUGCACCAAGUAUGUUGCACAACAAAUUCUACUCAAACCCUGAAGGACUAUCGAAUGGAAUCCAGAUGGAGCCAGUAGACCUUACAGUCAAUAAACGGAGCUCACCACCUUCAACUGGAAGUUCUCCUUCACCCCUAAAAUUUCAGACUGUGCAUAGGAGAACUUCACCUGGAUUGACUCUGUCCUCACCCAGCUCACCUCUCAGUAAAUUCACGCCGUCACCCCCAGGAGUACAGCCUAUUUCUAUGCCAAUAACAAUGCCAUCUGUAAUGGCCGCAGCUCUUUCACGCCAUGGACUGAGAAGCCCUGGGAUCCUCCCGGUUAUACAGCCUGUUGUGGUCCAGCCAGUUCCUUUCAUGUAUGCUCCCCAUCUCCAGCAGCCCAUCAUGGUGUCCACAGUUCUGCCAGAUGAGAUGGAAACUCCAAGUAGCAUGCAAGUGCCUGUCAUUGAGUCUUAUGAGAAGCCUACACURAAGAAAACAAUCAAAGUAGAGCCAGGAAGUGAACCAUCAAAGACUGACUUCUAUCCUGAACAAAUGUCACCUCCAAUGAUGACCUCAUUGUCUCCUCAGCAAGUAAUGUUGCAAGAGAAUCACCCUUCAGUUAUAGUUCAGCCAGGAAAGAGACCUUUACCUGUGGAAUCUCCAGACACACAAAGGAAACGCAGAAUACAUCGAUGUGAUUAUGAAGGCUGCAACAAAGUCUACACUAAAAGCUCCCACCUGAAAGCUCACCGAAGAACCCAUACAGGGGAAAAACCAUACAAAUGCACUUGGGAGGGCUGCACGUGGAAGUUUGCUCGUUCCGAUGAACUGACGCGGCAUUUCCGCAAGCACACAGGAAUCAAACCCUUCCAGUGCCCAGACUGUGAYCGUAGCUUUUCACGUUCGGACCAUCUUGCUCUUCACAGGAAACGCCACAUGCUAGUCUGAAUGUCUUCUGUCCCUGACUCCUGUCACUACUCUUUUGUUUUUUUACACAUGCUUUUUAAUUUGGAUUCAGCUGGUCUGGAUCUCUGAGUUUAUACCAUUAAAAGCUUACGUAUGGUCAGUAACAGAUGUUAUCUAACCCUUCUGUGUCCUUGCCACGGGUCAGACCUAAAGAAUGUGAACACUUCUUUUUUUUUUCUCCUGGGGAUGCUAAGCAAACCCUUUCUACAUUCAGUAUGUUUAUUGUAUUCCAUUUGUGAAUAAGGGAAUUUGUAAACUAACAGUUUCUGUUGGUUUCUUGGUAUAAUCAACUCAGCAUAUACUGAUAAAAUAGUAAAUGUUAUUGAAUAUCUAAA
Messenger RNA from Malurus melanocephalus (red-backed fairy wren), 1909 nucleotides. RefSeq names its product KLF transcription factor 3 (gene KLF3). The coding region runs from base 510 to 1556 and encodes 348 amino acids. Lineage: Eukaryota; Metazoa; Chordata; Aves; Passeriformes; Maluridae. The record is from RefSeq and is a predicted model, not a curated record. Gene Ontology annotation, biological process: regulation of transcription by RNA polymerase II. Gene Ontology annotation, molecular function: RNA polymerase II cis-regulatory region sequence-specific DNA binding; DNA-binding transcription factor activity, RNA polymerase II-specific. The transcript has 7 exons.